Chlorella variabilis is the source of this 2196-nucleotide messenger RNA. RefSeq lists its product as hypothetical. The coding region runs from base 1 to 2196 and encodes 731 amino acids. The record is from RefSeq and is a predicted model, not a curated record. NCBI's taxonomy places the organism in Eukaryota, Viridiplantae, Chlorophyta, Trebouxiophyceae, Chlorellales, Chlorellaceae. Gene Ontology annotation, cellular component: intracellular anatomical structure. The transcript has 13 exons. Gene Ontology annotation, molecular function: ATP binding; protein binding; RNA binding.
AUGUCUGGCAGAGGCGGACCUGGGGAUGGCAGGGGAGGUGGCAGGGGCCGCGGCAGGCUGCGCCCAGGCCUGCGCCCAGUUGCAGAGAACACCCGGCUGUCUAUUACCGAGCAGCUGGAGCUGUUCCAGCGCUCGGACGCCACAGGCGAGUUGCCAGGGAGCGCCUCAGGGCGCCAGCAGGCCGGCACCGAGUAUGCCUUCCCGCCAGGCCUGUCCAACCACGAUCGUGCGGUGGUGCACGCCGAAUGCAAGAAGUACGGCUUCACCAGCAAAUCGCACGGCAAGAACGAGUCGCGCUGCGUGUGCGUGUACAAGCGGCAGCAGCGGCGCGGCGGCGACCCGGCGUUUGAGCUGCCGCUGGGGCCGCAGUCGCUUGCGGCCCUGGAAGCCUACUUCCACGCGCACCCGCCCUCGCAGGCGGAGCUGGCCGGCAUUGCGGGGCAGGGGCGGGACGUGGAUCUGCAGGAUUCGUACGGCACAGGGGAGGCCGGCAGCAGCAGCGAGGAUGAGGCGGAGGAGGAGGCGGCGGCAGAGGGCGACGCAGUAGAAGCAGCGGCAGCUGGUGCUCAGGCAGGCGCCGACGGCCAGCAGCAGCAGCAGCAGGCGGAGGCAGGCGGGCGCAAGAAGGGGCGCGGCGGCGGCGGCGCCAAGCAGCACGCCGCGGCGUUUAGUGAGGCGGAGAGCCUGAUCGCGGGGCGUGAGGCGCUACCCAUCGCCUCCUUCCGCGAACAGAUUGUGUCGGCGCUGGACAGCAGCCAGGUGGUGCUGAUUGCGGGGGAGACGGGGUGCGGCAAGACCACGCAGGUACCACAGUACAUCCUGGAGGAUGCGUGGUACCGCGGCAAGGGCUGCCGCGUGGUGUGCACCCAGCCCCGCCGCAUCUCAGCCGUAUCGGUGGCUGAGCGCGUGGCGGCGGAGCGCGGCGAGGGCGUGGGCGACAACGUGGGCUACACCAUCCGCCUGGAGUCGCGCGGCGGCCCCGCCUCCUCCCUCAUGUUCUGCACCAACGGCGUCCUGCUGCGCAUGCUGACCGCGGGCGCGCGUGGCGGCGGCGGCGGCGGCGGCGGUCCCGCGCGGGACCCCCUGGCCUCCGUCACUCACCUGGUGGUGGACGAGAUCCACGAGCGGGACCGCUUCGCCGACUUCCUGCUCAUCCUGGUGCGCGACCUGCUGCCCGCGCACCCCCACCUGCGCGUGGUGCUCAUGUCCGCCACCCUGCACAUCGACCUGUUCUCUGGCUACUUUGGGGGGUGCCCGGUGGUGCGCGUGCCUGGGUUCACACACCCAGUGGAGGACUUUUAUCUGGAGAGUAUCCUGGCGCUGACGGGAUACCAGGAGGCGGCGGUACGGCAGGUGGGCGGCCUGACGGGCGGCACCGGCGCCAGCCGCGCCACCGCGCCGCCGCCGGCCAGCCUGCCCGCCAAGGAGCGGCGGCGGAUCGAGGAGGCGAUCGAGGCGGCCUUCACGACAGGCACAGACGAGGCGUUUGAGGCUCUGCUGGAGGUGACAGGGGCGGCUGGCGCGGACGACAUGUCGCAGGGGGCGCCCGGCGUCAAUGUGAAGCACACGGCCAAGGGCGCCACCGCGCUCAUGGCGGCCGCGGUGCACGGCCGCGCCGACGUCGUGUCUGCCCUGCUGUCAAACGGGGCCGACCCCUCGGUGGCGCUGCCCGGCGCCGGUGCCCAGACGGCGCGCGACCUGGCUGCGCUGUACGGGCACGGCGCGGUGGUGGAGGUGCUGGAUGAGUUUGGGGAGGGGGCGGCAGCCGCCGAGGAGCUGGCCAACGCGGCGCUGGCGCUGAGCCACUACCAGGCGCAGACCAAUGCGGAUGAGGUGGAUGUGGACCUCAUCCACCUCCUUCUCAUGUACGCCUGCCAGGAGGGCGUGUUCAAGAAGACGGAUGCAGAGGCGGCUGCUGCCGCGGCGGCGGGGCCGCAGGUGCUGGGCGCGGUGCUUGUGUUCCUGCCCGGCUGGGACGAGAUCAUGCGGCUCAAGGAGAAGCUGGAGAGCAGCCCCGCCUUUGGGAGCAGCAGGUACCAGCUGCUGCCGCUGCACUCCAUGGUGGCCCCCGCGGAGCAGCGCCGCGUGUUUGUGCGGCCGCCCGCCGGCGUGCGCAAGAUUGUGCUGGCAACCAACAUAGCACCAGUCGUGGCGCCACACCACACCACACCACAACCCUGCCUCACGCCCCCUUAA